Messenger RNA from Amyelois transitella, 3600 nucleotides. RefSeq lists its product as uncharacterized. The coding region runs from base 376 to 2523 and encodes 715 amino acids. NCBI's taxonomy places the organism in Eukaryota, Metazoa, Arthropoda, Insecta, Lepidoptera, Pyralidae. The transcript has 15 exons. Gene Ontology annotation, molecular function: transmembrane transporter activity. The record is from RefSeq and is a predicted model, not a curated record. Gene Ontology annotation, cellular component: membrane.
CACAAAUAAAUUGGGAGGCUGAUUGAGCGAGCGAAUCGAAAUAAUAAUAGUAAUUAAUUAAAAACGAACGAAGCUUAACUUGUUCUAGUAAUAAUAGCCGAAUAAAGUGUUGAAAUUUUAUUGAUUUAAAAUAAUGUGUUAAGUUUGUGUUUACUGAGAUAACUAUUAAAAUAUUCGUAUUAACCACAACAGGUGAAUACUAUAAAUAAAUGCGGCCAUCAAAAAUGAAAGUGGAUAAGAAACUUUUACCCAUAAAAGGACAUUUCUUCCUGUUCAACGCUGGUGUCUGAUUGACUGACUGAUCUAUCGAACGCACAGCCGACUGAACCGACUACUGGACCGAUUGAGCUGAGAUAUGGCAUCCGGAUAGUUGCUAUGAUUAAGGCAUCCGCUAAGAGCAUACGUACGGCACCUUUAGUACCUUAUUUAUCAACAUAUGCUCGUCAAUUAGGAUUCACAUCGGCUACAGUAGGUUUAAUAUACACAGUACUGCCAAUUUUUGGACUGAUUGCAAAGCCCCUGUUCGGUGUUAUUGCUGACAGGUUCAAAAUACUAAAGUCAAUUUUUAUACUAUUUCAAAUAGUGACUAUAGUUAGUUUCUCGGCUAUAUAUUUUAUCCCGGGGAAUACGCCAAGCGUGGAUGUUGAGUUGGAUUGUGGUGAUGGCAUCACGGUACUCAGGAGUUGUAUGCAGGACGGUGAAAUGGACAAUUGUAAAAUGACAACUCUAGAAAAUUUUAAUACCACCGCUUCUUGUGAUAUGGACUGCGAUAUGUCUUCGCCUAAAAUGUGGCAGACGGUAUGCGAACAUUGGCACAUUCCCGAAUAUUGCUACAGUUACGCCAACGGGAACUCCCUGCGGUACACGGUGGUGCUGUCGAAUGCUACUGUGCAAGAUGACUGUGCCUAUAUAAGUGCAUCUAAUGUCACUUUAGACGGUUACCAAUACACACCACGGUGUCGCAAAGGUCACGGUUACGUAGGCCUCAACGAGCCUUGUAGCCUGAAUUGUGGGACCAAAACCUCUUUGUUGUCAAAAGAUGGCGCUGCUAACAUGACAUGUGUUGAUCAAGAAAUGAACUAUAGGGUGUGCGGCGAAAACGUCUCCGCCGCUGAUUGGUCGGUCAUCAAGGAUGAUAAUUGUGAGGCUGUAUGCGACCUCGGAGAAUCUGCGCCGUGGCGUCUCAUGGAAAUUUGCGAGUCUUGGGGCGCUGACGUCACAAAGUCUUGUGCCCCUAGAGCUAUAAACGGCAAAGAACUGCCCUCCAACUUAUCGUUUGUCGGCACUGUUUUACUUUCCACGACGAUACCGGAGGGCAAUUGUAUGUUCGUGCAGCUAAAUCACAUCACAAUGCCUGAUGGCACCGUUCACUACCCAAACUGUAUUUCGAGGGCACAAUACCAAGUUGAAAGUGAAUUGUUUCAUCCAACCUGCAAAAUUAACUGUGAUAACUCGGUGCUUAACGAACUGUUAGAAUCGGCGUCGGAAAGCAGUAAAGGUGAACAAUCGCAGUACACCUUGGAAUUCUGGCUGUUCUUCGCCAUGAUGAUCGUCAGUUGGAUCGGCCAGGCCGUAGUCGUCACCGUGGCUGACGCUAUAUGUUUCAAUGUCCUAGGUGACCGCGUUGAUCAAUACGGCAAGCAGCGUCUCUGGGGUUCUGUCGGUUGGGGAAUAUUUUCCUUAACCACCGGAGCACUAAUAGACCUGUUCAGCGACGGGGCGUACAAGAACUACGCCAUUGCGUUCAUCCUCAUGUUCGUUUUCAUGUGCGGUGACGUCAUAGUGUCGUGUUUUGUUAAGACUGAAUCAACCAAGAUGUCAAUGAACAUUUUGGGUGACGUUGGAACCCUCCUUUCAUCGCUUCCGACCUUCGUCUUCAUGCUAUGGACUAUAGGCGUGGGUCUUUGCACUGGGUUACUUUGGCAAUUCCUCUUCUGGCACUUGGAAGACAUAGCUGGCCAGAGCUGCGACGGAGCGGACUAUAUCAAGACUCUGCAAGGCCUCGUCAGUGCUAUACAGACCUUCCUUGGGGAGAUACCAUUCAUGUUUGUGUCAGGUUACAUCCUCAAGAAAGUAGGCCACACCAACAUGAUGAGUAUAGUUCUAUUCGCAUUCGGAGCGCGGUUCAUUCUAUACUCUUUCUUGACCAAUGCGUGGCUUGCGCUUCCCAUAGAAAUGUUCCAAGGGAUCACUUUCGGCAUGUUCUACCCUACUAUGACGUCAUAUGCCAAUGUAGUGGCGCCGCCUGGAGCGGAAACUACAGUGCAGGGCUUAGUGGGAGCAAUUUUCGAAGGCGUAGGCGUCUCGCUAGGUAGUUUCAUUGGCGGUAGAAUGUACCGAUGGCUGGGGGGCGGGUUAACGUUCCGCUGGUUCGGAAUAGGAGCACUUAUUCUUGGGUUAAUCCAUGCUGUGGUACAGUGGCUGCUAAGAGACAGAAAUCAACAUAUCUCCGUUAACCAAGGAUAUGCCUCCGUUAUGAAGUAUGAGAAGCCCCAAGAUGCUGUACAUAUGCUUGAUGACUAAAACUAUACUUAAGACGUAAAAAAUAUCCAAGACCAAUGAAAUCAUGACUGGACCUACUGAAUCUCAUAACCACGAAUGUUACGUGAAAUAUAUCAAAAACAUUCAAUGCAAUGCCUAGUUUUAACCACAUUGACAUUUUUAUAAGUGUUAGAAGACGGGUUUUUAAGUUUCAUCCCCGCAAGGGAUAUAGACGUGAUGACGGGAACAGAAGUGUCUAUAAGAGAUAUUCUAUAAGGAAAUAUAAUUAUAAUGAAAAGUAAUCAGCAGGUGUUUUUGCACUCUAAUUUAAUAUGAAAUAGUACCAUCUCUUUAUAAAAAUAUUUUUAAAAUAUCGAUGUGGUAUAAAGGGCAAAAAUGUUCAAAUCUUAUUUCUAGUAAGUGUCCUAUAAAAGUUCCUGCAACAAGUGUGAUAUUAUAUUAAUUUAAGUUCUUUGUAAUAUUAUGUUACAGGUACACAUUUAAAACUGUUACUAAAUUUUGUACUUAGAAAAAAUCUUACUUUAGCAAAGUAGGUAGGGUUUUUUAUUAUUUUUACUGUUAACGCUACCCUGUCUGGUAUAUAGUUUAAAAGUAGAUAAGUAUAAAAUAAUCUCUUCUAAAUCAUCAUAAAAUAAUCUACUUUUAAACUAUAUAAUAUGAUUUAAGAACAAGUAGCAUCAUGAUGGUUCAUUUUUAAAUUAAAACAUGUUAGACAUGUCCUAUGUAAUUUAUCAUAGAAAUUCUUGUCACUUAUGGUUUUAAAUUAAAACAAUUUAAUAACAAAUAAAGGCCAUAGGCCUAGCUCACUUAUGUUAAAUCAGGGGUACAAGCAAAAUUGUAUAUUUUUUUAUUAUGGUAAUGCAACGUACCUCGCUAAUUAUUUUAUUUCAAUAUUUUCUAUCAAGUAUAAGUACUAGUAUAUUUAAAAUUUCUAGUAUUCUGAGCCAUACAUAAUUGACCACCGUCAACCUCAGUUUAUACUCAAACAUACUGUGACCUAUGGGUGUAUGUUUAUAUUCCCAGUUUGCGUGUUUGAUUCAGAAAUAUACAGUCGAUCGAAACACGUAGUCUGAAAAUUUUGGAUGUCCAAAAUAUAUU